AUGGCAAAGGCUCGUUCAAAAAAACCAAAUAAAGGAAACCAUGGCAAACCAAAAAAUGACAAAAAAAAUCAUUUGGAUGAAAGUAGCAUAAAGAUUAAAAAAAGAAGAAGUGACUCUAGAAAAAAACAAGGCAUAAUGAUGGUGCCAAAUUCUUCUGGUGAUAUUCUGGAUAGAAUUCAGGAAGCACCUAUGGACAUGUCUUCAAUAGCAGGAAAAAGGUUGAAACAUACUAAAUCCUUCAUGAAAGAAUUUAAAAAAGUUCUUGAAGAAGCAGACGUAGUGUUAGAAGUAGUUGAUGCUAGAGAUCCUCUUGGAACUCGAUGUUCCCAAGUGCAAGAAACAGUUGCGCAAAUGAAUAAGCGACUUGUUCUCGUUAUAAAUAAAGCAGACUUAAUUUCUCGUGAAAAUUUAGCCAGCUGGUUGAAAUAUUUUAAAAGAAGUAUUCCAGCUGUACCCUUCAAGAGUUCUACUCAGAGUCAGUCAAAAAAACUUGGUCGGAAAAAACUUAGUAAUAUGAAUCAAGAGAUUUUACAAAAUAGCGCUUGUUUUGGAGCAGAAUUACUUAUGCAUUUACUUGGAAAUUACUGUCGCAAUGCUGGAAAUACUAAAGGAAGUAUUCAUGUUGGUGUUGUUGGUCUGCCCAAUGUUGGAAAAUCUAGCGUGAUAAAUUCACUCAAAAGAAGUAAAGCUUGCAGUACUGGAAAUACUCCUGGAGUUACAAAAGCAAUGCAAAUUGUUCAGCUCGACUCAAAAAUAAAAUUAUUGGAUUGUCCUGGAAUAGUCUUUGAGAACAAUGACCCCAAUAAUGCAAAUGUUGCAUUGAAAAAUGCAGUAAAAAUAGAAACUUUGGAUGAUCCAAUUACCCCUGCUACUGUUGUAUUACAAAAAGUACCUAUGUCUCAAUUGGCAGAACUAUAUAAUAUUAAUGAAUUCAAAAGCCCAGAAGAAUUUUUUGCUAAAAAGGCUAUGAAAAUGGGUAAAUUAAAGAAGGGCGGUAUUCCUGACAUAGAAGCUGCAGCUCGCAGUAUUCUGACAGAUUGGAAUGCAGGUAAAAUCAAGUAUUGUUCUAUACCUCCUGAAGAAAAAGACUCUCAAAUAUCAGCUUCAAUUCUGACUACAUCCAAAGAAGAGUUCAAUAUUGAUAUGUUUGAGGCUAGUGAAAAAAUGGUGUUAGACAGCAUAUCAGGGACAGGCAGUAAUGAAAUGGAUACAUUGUAGUUUAGUAUCUUAAUAAAAAUGUGGUUAAAUUUCAUUAUUUUUCUGAAUAUAAUCUUGUAUUAAGUGA
Messenger RNA from Trichogramma pretiosum, 1285 nucleotides. Its product is annotated as guanine nucleotide-binding protein-like 3 homolog. Gene Ontology annotation, cellular component: nucleolus. Bases 1 to 1218 code for a protein of 405 amino acids. NCBI's taxonomy places the organism in Eukaryota, Metazoa, Arthropoda, Insecta, Hymenoptera, Trichogrammatidae. The record is from RefSeq and is a predicted model, not a curated record. The transcript is spliced from 4 exons. Gene Ontology annotation, molecular function: GTP binding; GTPase activity.